Molecule: messenger RNA, 2011 nt
Organism: Blepharisma stoltei
Lineage: Eukaryota; Ciliophora; Heterotrichea; Heterotrichida; Blepharismidae
Source: the annotation of a GenBank genome assembly
AUGGGCAAUAGUCAAGGGUCAACAAUAAGAGGAGGCCUUCAUAUCUCAACAGAUAAAUCUUCUUAUGUCGGUGGUGAAUUUGUGUCUGGAAAUAUUUUCCUUCAAAUUGAUGAUCCGAUUCCAAAUUCACAAGUUAUUCUUGGUUUCAAAUUAAAUUAAAGAGUCUUAAAUAUCUUCCAGAUUUGACGCCUCCACAUGCUUUCGACCAACGAAAACCUGCUUGGCAGACGGAAGUUCAGCAGCCGCUAUUUGGAAUAGUGAUCUUCAAUUGGAGCAGAGGCUUCUACUGUGACCUCCAAGAGUGUCGAGGGGUUAGGAAGACACCCUGCCAGUGCGCCAUCGGAUGCUAUUUGAGGCAAAGGCUAGCUCGAUACCCUCUGUCAGCCACCUUCGGGGCAGGUGGCAUUCAGGGAAAAAAGAACCAUGACACCCGGAAUGGUAAGGAAGAGCACUUAGCCCAAAAGCCAUCCUGAGAUAGCUCCUGAAAUAUUUUAGAUCAUUAUUGGUCAUCCAUUUUAAUUUCAAAAAUAAUUUGUACUUGUCAGCUUUUUUGAGAAAAUGACAGAUCUCCAUUUAUGUUUUUAAAGUGCCUAAUCAGACUUAUACUUUAUAAGGCAGGUGCCCUGUACCAUAUUUUUUUCUGGUCGGUAUUCUGCUGGGGUAAAGAUCUAUUAAGGUGCAUGAGCUUUAACUAAUCCUGGACUGGAAUGAUCACCAGCUGACUCCUAAGGUUUACCCACCCCUUACGGCAGCGAUUACGCAUAUUAAGGUUAGAAUUAAAAACCUAAACGAUUUAGGCUAUAAAACCAUUUUCGCGCCCAAAGUGGUGCGACCUCCUAAAGGACAUAUUUCGUCGCCGCCACCAUAUUAAUUAUUUGGCUUCAAAGGAAAAGAAUACACUCAUUGGAGCACAAACAAAGGCUCAGGGAAGCACAGGCAUCUCAGAUUUUAUGAAGGUAAACACUGCAUUUCUAAUUUCAAGUAUCAAAUUUAUGCUUUGGACGCUUCUCAGUCGGUACAAAGCUAUACAAUUCCUUUUUCUUUUAAAUUGCCAGAUAACCUUCCUGGUUCAUUUAGUAUUACGGCUAGCAGCGGCACUAGCGCUUUCAUCAGAUAUGAGAUGAGGGCAAAGCUAAUUCCUGUGAGCGGAAAAGCUUUUUUUAAAAACAAACGAGAAAUAGAAAUCAAGCAAGUAGCUGAAAGCAUUAACCAAAAUAUAGAGUGCGAAAAAACGGCUCAAAUAUCAACUUGGUGUUGCGUCAGUAAAGGAGCGCUUUCAAUUAAAGCAAGGUUUGCUAACUCUUUUCCAAAUUAUUCCGAUAUUUUUUCUAAUAAAUUUCGUGUAUAUAUAAAAUUCUGAAUAUAAUUAUGUCUUUCCAAAAAGUAAAAAUUUUUAUAAAAUUUUUAAAGAUCUUUUUUUAAGUAGGGAAGUAAGGACUUUUACACUCCAGAUGAAAUUGCAACUGCGAUUGUUGACGUGAAUAACUCACUAAGCAAGCUAAAAGUUAAAAAGAUAAGAACAGUCUUAACAAGAAAAGUUAGAUUAACUGGAAAAGAAUCUGCUCUUACUUCUUUGAUCGACCUUAAUCUCACCAGUUAUACCCAUUAUCACCUUUUGAGUGAUAAUAUUGUGGAAUCAUUCACUGAGUGUCUAAUUCCUGAAGGAGUUGAUGGAAGCUCUGAGACUGACCCCCUUUUGCAAGAAAGAGCACUAAAUAUUUCUUUGGAUCUCAGCAAGUCAAGAGAUAAAAUUGUCGGGCAUUUUACUACAAAAGGGAAAAUAGUUGAGUGCAGCUACAGUUUGGCUGUUGAAGCAGAAAUGGAUGGAACCUGCAUGUGCUGCGGAGACAGUACUUUUGUUUCUACGCCUGUGAUGAUAUAUCCUGCGGAAUAUGCCCCAGCGCCAUUGCCAUCACCUCCAGAAAACUGGAAUCCGGAACUUGUGGGGCACGUGAAUUUGGCUUGGGAUGCAAAGUAUGAGGUGCAGCCUGUAACACCAACUCAAUGGUAA